AAAAAAACCUGCCGAAAAAAGAAAAAGGAGGAUGUUAGGGUUUUUGAGAAGAACAUAAAACCCUGAAACUUGAGAGUCUUAAGUUCUUUCCGCCAGAAUUUGCAGAGAGACGACAACACCAUUUUUUUCAUCACCAUCCGUCUGAUCUCUCUAUCAGGUAAGCCAUGGUGAGGCAUAAUAAUGUUGUGCCUAAUGGCCAUUUCAAGAAGCAUUGGCAAAACUAUGUCAAGACUUGGUUCAAUCAGCCAGCUCGCAAAACUAAAAGAAGAGUUGCUAGACAAAAGAAGGCUGUGAAAAUCUUUCCUCGCCCUACUGCUGGACCCCUUCGUCCUGUUGUUCAUGCCCAGACCUUGAAGUACAACAUGAAACUCAGGGCUGGUAAGGGGUUUUCCCUUGAGGAGCUUGAGGCAGCAGGUAUAACGAAGAAGCUUGCUCCAACAAUUGGCAUAGCUGUUGAUCACAGGCGUAGGAAUCGUUCCCUUGAAUCCCUUCAAACGAACACCCAGAGGUUGAAGACCUAUAAAGCCAAGUUGGUUGUAUUCCCCAGAAGGGCACGGAAAUUUAAGGCUGGUGAUUCAGCUCCUGAGGAGUUGGCAACAGCCACCCAAGUCCAAGGUGACUUCAUGCCGAUUAUACGUGAAGCUCCAAUUUCCGAGCUUGUUAAGGUUACUGAUGAGAUGAAGUCCUUUAAUGCAUACGCCAAGCUUCGUUUGGAGAGAACAAAUGAGCGCCACAUGGGUAUUCGAUUGAAGAGGGCUGCUGAAGCCGAGAAAGAAGACAAGAAGUAGAGAAUAAUAUUUUGAUACGACCAUUUUUUGAUUUUUACCUCUUUGUUGAUCUUGUGUUUGCUUCAGCUGGUGUUUUUUAUACUCUUUUUACUGUGAGUUUCAUAUCCAUGAUUUCAGAACUGGUAUUUAUUUUAUCGGGUGUUUUAAUGAAUAAUGAUUGUCAGGUGCGGAUGUGUGUAUGUGAUGUUGAGCAAAAGAAGGUAGAGUUGAAUAUAUUAUGAAAUUUAUCCAUUUGUUUUCA
Messenger RNA from Beta vulgaris subsp. vulgaris (sugar beet), 1029 nucleotides. RefSeq names its product 60S ribosomal protein L13-1. Gene Ontology annotation, molecular function: structural constituent of ribosome; RNA binding. Gene Ontology annotation, biological process: translation. Bases 165 to 788 code for a protein of 207 amino acids. Gene Ontology annotation, cellular component: cytosolic large ribosomal subunit; ribosome. The record is from RefSeq and is a predicted model, not a curated record. The transcript has 5 exons. NCBI's taxonomy places the organism in Eukaryota, Viridiplantae, Streptophyta, Magnoliopsida, Caryophyllales, Amaranthaceae.